AUGCUGACGACCUUAUGUCGCUUGCUGAUGGGUUCGUCCCAGACGCGACAGAACGGGAUAGAACCACUUCGCAGGGAUUUCUGGAAUGACUACCCCUACCAUCUGCUGGAAGAGGUGCGGGAAAAGUCUAUGUACUACUAUUCGCGUGUGAGAAGAAAGGCCUGGGUAUUGAUCGGAAUCUUGGCCGCGCUGGUUAUUAUGUACCUUGCUACCGUCACCGUCACUUUCCAGCGACCAUGCAUCAUCCGUGACGGACACUCCUGUGACCACCCUGUUAUUCGACUCGCCAAAAAUGCUCAGAAAUCGUUUAACACGACCCGAGACGCUCAAUCCCAGUCUCUCGAUGAAGCUGUUGCCGAAUACCGCCGGCGUUACCAGAUGCCGCCGCCUCCCUAUUUUGAUAAAUGGUACGAGUUCGUGACGGAGCGCCAGACGAUGAUGAUCGACGAGUUCCACAAUAUAUAUCAUGCCAUUCUUCCCUUCUGGGGCCUCGCUCCGAGCACGAUCCGCGCGCGCGCCCGAGAGGACUUAGGACGCCCAAACGUCCUGAUGGAGGUAACUAUUCAUCAUGGUCUGCCAAUUUGCAAGAAUGGCGGCCAAGGCAAUUUCCAGGAAGAUGGGACCAUCGAGUCGCUACGAAAAUUUGCGCAGUGGCUGCCAGACAUGAAUUUGGGGUUCAACGUGCACGACGAGCCACGUGUGGUGGUACCGCACGAGGAGCUUAAUCGGCCAGUCUUAGAAGGCCGCAAAGCCCAAGCUCGAUUAAAUGGCAAAGGCGUUACUCUGAAGCCUUAUUUCACCCAGCAGAAGUUUGAGGAGCCUGUUCCGGUGCAUUUUAACAGGUUCAUAGAUAUAGAAAAGCAAGAAACCUGGCUCUACUCGCGGCUAUUGUGCCCGCCUAGUCCAUGA
Messenger RNA from Penicillium diatomitis, 909 nucleotides. RefSeq lists its product as uncharacterized. Lineage: Eukaryota; Fungi; Ascomycota; Eurotiomycetes; Eurotiales; Aspergillaceae. Bases 1 to 909 code for a protein of 302 amino acids. The transcript has a single exon. The record is from RefSeq and is a predicted model, not a curated record.